AACGGACGCGCCUUUGUCAUAUUAUUUUUUAAUUUUAUAUAUGUAAUAAAAAAAAAUUUCAUUGUUAUUAUUUUACAAUCGCAAUAUUGAUAUUAUAGUGCACAAGAAUUUCCGGAAAUGGUGAAAGAAUUAAAAAAAUUAUUUAAAAAUUUGAUUAAUAAAUCAAGAACAGAUUCAAACUUGGAAAUAGAUGCAGUUGCUAUAAAUUCAACUACAAGUGAUAAUUUAAGGACCCAGCAAAAUUUACAAGUAGUGGAAAGAGAACAGAUUGAUGAAAAUAGAAAUGAUUCACAGCAUGAAAAUACUAUUGAUACCUUCCAAAAUAACGUCGUACCGUCAUCUAAUAAUAAUACUGUAGUAGAUUUACAUCCAACAUCAUCAUCAAAUAUGUGGAAUACUGCUGUGAAUGAAUUGAACAGUGUACAGAAUGUUUAUAAUUUUUCAAAUAUAGAUGGUUUACAUAUUGGUAACUCAAUUGUAUUUAAUGGUAGCAAUACGAAUGAUAAUGGUAGAAGUAAUAGAAAUCGAAAUAUUAAUUCAACAACAAAUGUACAAAAUGUAAAUCAAAGUCAAUCAAAUCGAAAUAAAAUAAAAAUUACGGAGUCGAUAAAUAAAUUAUUUCGUUCUGUUGAAGAUGUAGAAGAAUCUGUAUUGAGUGAGUUAUCUGAAUUCAUUGGUAAAAAUUAUCAAAGACUAAUGAGAGAUUUAGGUUUGUCACAAACACAAAUAGAGACUGUGGAAUUGGAUUACAAUGUUCUUGGUCACAAAGAGAUUAUAUUUCAACUCCUUUUAAAAUGGUCUGAAGAGUUCUUUGAAACUGCAAAUUAUGGGAAAUUAUCAAGAAAGUUAUGGAAAUGUGGUUGCAGGGAAUCUGUUGUAAAAUUGGAAGAAAUUUUAUCACGACACAAAACAAACAGAGAAUCUAAAGAAGAUGAAGAGCAAUUUAAAGUAGAAACUGAAGAGCAAGAUCAAAAACCUAAUCAAGAGUUUAGAGAAAGUGAACGUUUAUAAAUUACAACAGAAAAAUAUAUAUUAUACAUAUGUAUAUAUGUAUAUAAAUACUUAAUAUUUUCGGUAUAUUAAGAAUUUUUGCCUUUUGGAAAGUUAAUUAAGUUUUAUAUCUUUUAAAUCAAGUGUGAUAGAUUAAAACUUCAUUAAAAUUUAGAAAUGCCUUAUUUUUUUUUUAAAUUAAAUUAUUUUGCAUUAAAGAAAAAUAUACAAUCUGAAUAAUUAUAUAUGUAUAUAUUUUCUAUAGUUAUAUAUUGGGGCUUAUUCUGAAUAUUGAAACACUAAGUGAUAGUGAUAUUUAUCGUAAAAGUUUCAAAAAUUUUAUUACAGACACGAAUCAUUUGUUUGGAAUUAGUUUGCAUUUACAAUAAAAAUACCAGCCUUUUCUUUAAUUUUGGGAGUAAAUGAAAUAAAAUUAAUUUAGUAGAAAAAUUAUUAAAAUUCGUACCUUACAUAAUAAGUUAUAAUUUUUUUAACUGUUUUAUGUAUAAAUAUUAUUGAAAAUUAGAUCGACUUGUAAAUACAUUAAUAUUCUAAUAUUGUACAGCUGCUCAAAAUAAUCAAUGGCCAUAUAUUAAGUAACAGAAAAUUAAAUGCAUCACAAUCCAUAAUUAAUAUACAUAUUUCUUUUUAAUUUCAUAUAUAAAUAAGAGUUAUUUUGUCUUUUUAAAUUUUUAACAUAGAUUUAUUACAGAAGAUGUUAUACUUUAUUAGUUUUUUAUAAAAUUAUAUUAUUGAGUAUAUCUUGAAGAAAACCAGACAGAAAAAGAUGUAAAAUACUUUCCAAAUAAUUAAAAUUUUAAUAUAUCAAUUUUGUUUAUAUAUACUUUCAAUAAUUAAAAAAAAUAUUUUGUAAUGUGAUAAAUUUCAUAUUUGACUUGGUAGAAUAAAAAUGUGAAAAAGUUUUAAAACAA
Messenger RNA from Condylostylus longicornis, 1922 nucleotides. It is a transcript of the gene imd, whose product is annotated as protein immune deficiency. Gene Ontology annotation, biological process: signal transduction. Bases 118 to 1011 code for a protein of 297 amino acids. Gene Ontology annotation, molecular function: protein binding. The record is from RefSeq and is a predicted model, not a curated record. NCBI's taxonomy places the organism in Eukaryota, Metazoa, Arthropoda, Insecta, Diptera, Dolichopodidae. The transcript is spliced from 2 exons.